CUUCUCGAUCGUGUCAGUUUGUAAGGCGAGGGCGGAAGUUGGAUUCCUGGCCUGAGAAUAUUAGGCGUAGUUUUCCAGUUUUUGGCAAAGCGGAAAUACUUAAGGCCCCUGGGUUGACUGGGUUCUUUGUUUUAUCUACCGGCUUCUGCUUUACGACAGGUCACAAACAUGUCAGACAAAAGUGAAUUAAAGGCUGAGUUGGAACGUAAGAAGCAGCGACUGGCCCAAAUCAGAGAGGAAAAGAAGAGAAAAGAAGAAGAAAGGAAAAAAAAAGAAACAGACCAGAAGAAGGAAGCUGUUGCUCCUGUGCAAGAAGAAUCAGAUCUUGAAAAAAAAAGGAGAGAAGCUGAAGCAUUGCUUCAAAGCAUGGGGCUAACUCCAGAAUCCCCCAUUGUUUUUUCUGAAUACUGGGUCCCUCCUCCUAUGUCUCCAUCCUCCAAAUCUGUGAGCACUCCAAGUGAAGCUGGAAGCCAAGACUCUGGAGAUGGCGCCGUGGGAUCUAGGACGCUGCAUUGGGAUACAGAUCCAUCAGUUCUUCAGCUUCACUCAGAUUCCGAUUUGGGACGAGGACCUAUUAAACUUGGAAUGGCUAAAAUCACGCAAGUCGACUUUCCUCCUCGAGAAAUUGUCACGUAUACAAAGGAAACUCAGACUCCAGUUAUGGCUCAACCCAAAGAAGAUGAAGAGGAAGAUGAUGAUGUAGUGGCUCCUAAACCACCUAUUGAACCUGAAGAAGAGAAAACUUUAAAGAAAGAUGAGGAAAAUGAUAGUAAAGCUCCCCCUCAUGAGCUGACUGAAGAAGAAAAGCAACAAAUCUUGCACUCUGAGGAAUUUUUAAGUUUCUUUGACCAUUCUACAAGAAUUGUAGAAAGAGCUCUUUCUGAGCAGAUUAACAUCUUCUUUGACUAUAGUGGGAGAGAUUUGGAAGACAAAGAAGGAGAGAUUCAAGCAGGUGCUAAACUGUCAUUAAAUCGACAAUUUUUUGACGAACGUUGGUCAAAGCAUCGGGUGGUUAGUUGUUUGGAUUGGUCAUCUCAGUAUCCGGAGUUACUCGUGGCUUCCUAUAACAACAAUGAAGAUGCCCCUCAUGAGCCUGAUGGUGUGGCCCUUGUAUGGAAUAUGAAAUACAAAAAAACUACCCCAGAGUAUGUGUUUCACUGCCAGUCAGCUGUGAUGUCUGCCACAUUUGCAAAAUUUCAUCCAAAUCUUGUUGUUGGUGGUACAUAUUCAGGCCAAAUUGUGCUUUGGGAUAACCGUAGCAAUAAAAGAACUCCAGUGCAAAGAACUCCACUGUCAGCAGCUGCACACACACACCCUGUAUAUUGUGUAAAUGUUGUUGGAACACAAAAUGCUCACAAUCUGAUUAGCAUCUCUACUGAUGGAAAAAUUUGUUCAUGGAGUCUGGACAUGCUUUCCCAUCCACAGGAUAGCAUGGAGUUGGUUCAUAAACAGUCAAAAGCAGUAGCUGUGACAUCUAUGUCCUUCCCUGUUGGAGAUGUCAACAACUUUGUUGUUGGGAGUGAAGAAGGUUCUGUGUACACAGCAUGCCGCCAUGGCAGCAAAGCUGGAAUCAGUGAGAUGUUUGAGGGGCAUCAAGGACCAAUCACUGGCAUCCAUUGUCAUGCAGCUGUUGGAGCAGUAGACUUCUCACAUCUUUUUGUCACUUCAUCGUUUGACUGGACAGUAAAGCUUUGGACAACUAAGAAUAACAAGCCUUUGUAUUCAUUUGAAGAUAAUGCAGACUAUGUUUAUGAUGUUAUGUGGUCACCUACCCACCCAGCCCUGUUUGCCUGUGUGGAUGGCAUGGGGAGAUUGGAUUUGUGGAAUCUCAAUAAUGACACAGAGGUACCAACUGCCAGCAUUUCUGUGGAGGGUAAUCCUGCUCUUAAUCGUGUGAGAUGGACCCAUUCUGGCAGAGAGAUUGCUGUGGGUGAUUCUGAAGGACAGAUUGUUAUAUACGAUGUGGGAGAGCAGAUUGCUGUUCCCCGCAAUGAUGAAUGGGCACGGUUUGGCCGAACACUUGCAGAAAUUAAUGCAAACCGAGCUGAUGCAGAGGAGGAAGCAGCUACCCGAAUACCUGCUUAGUUCCUGAAAAGGGGAGUGUAACUAGUGGAUUUGGGAAAGGUUCUUAAGUAGAUCCUGAGACUAUUUGCAUGCUUCUGUCUAAAUGAUAAUUAAAAGGAAAUUUCAUGGAUUAAACCAUGGGUUUAAUGCAGCAAGGAAACUUACAAUGUCCCUUUAUAUAUAACAUGCAUCUUGUUUUGGAUUUGUGUCAUUUUUUAAUAUAGCUGAUUGACUUCACAGAAAGCAGCUUUUUUGAAUUCUAAUACAUAGGUGUAUAUUUGGUAUUAGUUAUUUUGAGUUCUUUUCAACUUAUAACACUGUAUACAGUUAUUUCUAAAGCACAGAUGAAAUAAGUUCUGCAUAUUUUUAAAUAAUCACAGUUCCCUGUUAUACAGAUAAUGUUCUCACUACCCAUAAUAUGUAGGAACAUUGUUUCUCCUUAGCCGUAGUAUGCAUACACCUAUCCAUGUUCAUUCUGACAUCCUUUGUUGUCUUUAUAAUUCAUGUGGUAGUUACCUAUAAAUAAAAACAAAUAUGCGUUAACUUUUCAAAUUUUCAUUUUUACUCCUUACAACUUGAAUUUUUCCAUCUUUUAUAAAAUAUAUUUUUUCCAUAUCUUUCUUUAAGCUCCUGCUGUGAGCAGCCAUCUCAAAUCCUAUAGAGCUGUGUACCCUAAAUAUACCAUGUGGUAUAUACUAUAGAUCUCCCAGUGCAUUAUGAAUUGAUGUCUAGAUAAUCUGUUGGUGAAAAAAUUUCCCCUAGGUUAACUUUUGCUUUACUACUUUAUAUUCUUUCCAUCUAAGACAUAUUUCCUUUAAAGGAUAAAUAGAAAGCUGCCUAUAAUUUUCACUGAUUAAGAACUAUGUAUGUGACCUCACUGAGAGUAAAAUCUUUGAGAGAAAUUGAUUUCAUGAUUUCAGUAGCCAUAAAGGCAAAGUGCUCAAAUGGACCCAUACUUUGGCAUUAAAAUCUACAUCUUGAGAUCUGUUGCCACAGCAUUGUCUACAAGUCCGAAAGGUAGGUGACAAAUAUCUAAGAAUCAGUAUUGAAAUCAGUGAAUUUCAGGAAUAGAGGAAAGGACUAUGAUCAGAUCUUGAUUUUAUCUACUUUAAAUUGUCUAUUUAUUUGAUCCCAACCUUUUGUACUUCUGAAGUGUAACUGUCUUUUAUUCAACAGAACAUGAACUAGGAAGAGAGAUUAGAAAACAGAAUGUGAACAUUUUUCUUUUAAUAAUUGUAACAAAGAUUUGUUGGGAGAGAAAUUUCCAAAUAAUGAGUAGUGUAUAGUGUAAGGAAUAAUUGACCUGGAAUUAUUGGCCCCAAACUCUGAUUCUUGCUGAAGCAUCUAUGAGAAGUGUGAUUUUAGCCAAGUCUGUGCCGCAUUCUUUAUAUGUAGGAAUUAAGUUUUGAUUUAAUGAUUUCUGAAUUUUCUUUCAGCUCUACUCAAUUAAGGGGUAUCAGUAUGUGAAAUGGAAUAUAGAAAAGUAGGCAAUUCUUUACUUUUCUAUAUUCAGUUUCAUAAAUUAAUACCCCAUAAUUGCCCAUUAUAUACCAAAGACAAUAUCUCAAGUUAUCUCAUUGUAGCAGUGUCUGUGAGUCAAAACUUCAAUUUUAGUAGAGUCACACUUUCUUUAUAUAGAAAAAUUCAUGUACUCACUACUCAUGUAGUUACUGUAUCUUUACCUUCAGUUUGUAAAAAUGACUAAAAGUAGGGAAAACAAGUGUUAAAACAUAAUGGAUAAGAAAAGGUUGGAAAUCAUAUGGCAAAUCACAUGUUCCUCAGCCUCAAGGUGUGUUUAGUUGUGAAAGAAAGAAUAAAAUUGUUUAAAUAUUUCACUUUUUGGGAAUGACUUCUCCCCUACUCCCCCAGAAAAUGCGAUGUAUACCUUUGCCCAUUCAACUUUAGUCCAUAUUUUUAGGAACACACAAAUUUACUUUAAGGAAUUACCUUUAAAGUUGACUAUAUAAUAGCAAAAGAGAAAGUAUUGAGACUGUCAGUGUUGAUAAAGCUUCUAGCAAGAUUAGGUUGACUAGAAGUGCAUCACAGUUCUUUAUACUUUUAGAACUAAAAGCCUUAUAAUUUUGAAAAAUAUCCAGUUACAGAAAUUGUACCUUAUCAGUUAUACUUUUUUUCUGAGUAAGAAAACAAGCUAUAGCUUUCUGGUUAAUUUCUUAUUUUUCGUUGUUUGGUUUUUGUCUUUUUGAGUGGAACGUUAAAGUUUAUUACCUUCAUGUUAAGGAAUAUCCAGCUUCACAGACAAUUAACUUGCAAUAAAUCUCUGAAAUAAUCA
Messenger RNA from Homo sapiens (human), 4354 nucleotides. It is a transcript of the gene DYNC1I2, whose product is annotated as dynein cytoplasmic 1 intermediate chain 2. NCBI's taxonomy places the organism in Eukaryota, Metazoa, Chordata, Mammalia, Primates, Hominidae. Gene Ontology annotation, cellular component: cytoplasm; cytoplasmic dynein complex; outer dynein arm. Gene Ontology annotation, biological process: microtubule-based movement. The record is from RefSeq and is marked reviewed. The transcript is spliced from 18 exons. Bases 169 to 2085 code for a protein of 638 amino acids.